This is a messenger RNA of Trichomonas vaginalis G3, 372 nucleotides long. Its product is annotated as HMG-box family. The coding region runs from base 1 to 372 and encodes 123 amino acids. NCBI's taxonomy places the organism in Eukaryota, Parabasalia, Trichomonadida, Trichomonadidae. The record is from RefSeq and is a predicted model, not a curated record. The transcript has a single exon.
AUGGAUAAUGGAGUCAACAAAGGACGUAAGCCACCAAAUGCAUAUAUAUUAUACUGCAAUUCCAUCAGGGAAGAGAUAAAAAAGGAAAAUCCUGAUAUUAGCACUAACGAAAUGAUGAAAUUAUUGAGUGACCGCUAUAAAAACGAAUCACCAGAAGUAUUAAACAAAUUCAAAGAAAUAGCCGCUAAAAAGCAAGAAGAAUUCGCCCAACAAUGUCCUGAAUAUUCCUACAAAAAAUCAACAAAAAAGAAAGUAUUUCAUUCCAGCAUCACAGAUCCAGUUAAUGCUCUGAAUGACAGCUUCAAAAACAAUGCAUUCACCCUACAGUGCUUGAGUAAUCAAGCAAUUUCAAAGACAGAAAAAAAGGAGUGA